GAAAAAUUCACUAGAUUUUGUUUGUCGAAAAAAUCCGUUACUUUAGCAUCGAAUCAAAAGCUUUAAUUGAUUUAACUCACACAAAAUGUUUCGAACAAUUUUAUUGUUUUUCAUUGUUUAUUGUUCAUUUACUAUAGGAUCCAGAGCAUCGACGGAAACAUCGGCAAUGGAAACUAUUGAUGCUGGUCGUGUUGAAAAAUCUUUGGCCAAAUUGAACAUAACAUCACAAACAAAAAUUCAUGAUUUGGUUCCAGGAUCCGAUCAACUCAAAGAUGUCUAUACGGCCUAUGAUCCAUCAUUUAUCAAACAAGAAAUUGAUAUUUUCAAGCUAACCGUUGUUGAAACAACCACAAAAUUUUUCACGGCCCUUUUGUCUGAUCCUGAAGAACGAAAAUUUGCUGACUUUAAAGAUUUCGAUAAACGAAUGGAAACAUUUGUCGAUAAUCUUAAAUCAUUGGCCAAUACAAUUAAAGAUGAAUUGAACAAACCAAAAGAUCAGCGAACCAAAUAUGGAUUGACACCAUUUUCAGCUCUUAAUAACGUAGAAAGUGGAAUGAUGUUUGGAUUAAGUCCGCCAAAAUAAUGAUGAAUUUCAUUAUUUUAUAAAAUAAAAUUUUGACAUUUGAAUUUGAAUUUUAUUUUUGUGAAAAUAAAAAAUUCACUUUUGUUUUUUUCCAAUAAAUAAACCAAUAUCAUUGUGUUUGAUGAUAA
Messenger RNA from Dermatophagoides farinae (American house dust mite), 711 nucleotides. RefSeq lists its product as uncharacterized. The record is from RefSeq and is a predicted model, not a curated record. NCBI's taxonomy places the organism in Eukaryota, Metazoa, Arthropoda, Arachnida, Sarcoptiformes, Pyroglyphidae.